Messenger RNA from Electrophorus electricus (electric eel), 2804 nucleotides. RefSeq names its product ATP-binding cassette, sub-family D (ALD), member 4 (gene abcd4). The record is from RefSeq and is a predicted model, not a curated record. Lineage: Eukaryota; Metazoa; Chordata; Actinopteri; Gymnotiformes; Gymnotidae. Gene Ontology annotation, molecular function: ATP binding; long-chain fatty acid transmembrane transporter activity; ATP hydrolysis activity. Gene Ontology annotation, cellular component: peroxisomal membrane. Gene Ontology annotation, biological process: fatty acid beta-oxidation; peroxisome organization; very long-chain fatty acid catabolic process.
AACUUGGGCUAACAGUUUCGCAAAACAUGUCUAGCUGGGUGUUUUGUUUGUUUUGUUUUUUGUUUUUUUUUCAUUUUGAAAUGACAUUCCUUAUAAUUAAUACUACCGGUGAUGAAACACACUGGGAGGGCCGAUGCUAAUUUAUGUAUGGUCGAACAUGCGUUUAUCAGUGAGAGUGUUUGGGGGAAAUUGUUUGCCUGUUGUCACAUGCUAUGUCAGACUUUAGACUUAAAACGCAUUGGCUAACUACCUAACCUAAAAGUAUUCAUAGCUUGUGACCGUCUAGUUCUGUUGUAGUUUUGGUGUGACCAUUCAUCUCGCAGUAUAAAAGUUCUUUAAUUAAUUACUUCCUCCGAGUCGAUGCAAUGCGGCCGCUGGAAAAUUCCGCUCUGAAAAGACCAAAGUUGGACUGGACGUUUCUGCAAAGACUCUACAAAAUUCUCAAAAUUCUUUUCCCAGAUUGGUGCAGUCAGAAUGUGCUAAUGUUUGGAACCCUCCUUGGAGUCACUCUUUUAGUUCAGAUGGUGAUCUAUCAAGUGGGGCUUAUUCCAAGCCAGUUCUAUGGUGUCCUGUCUGAGAAGAAUCAUAACAAGUUUCAAGAACUUAUAGUGUUUGCUGUUCUGCUCAUUCUGCUCAACUCUGCUCUAAAAAGUGUGGAGCAGUAUAUCUGCAGUCUCCUGUAUGUGAGCUGGAGGACAUCUCUAACAGAGGACCUUCAUAGAGACUAUUUCUGGGGACGGGUCUACUAUACUGUCAAUGUGCUCCGGAAGGACAUAGAUAAUCCAGACCAGCGGAUCAGUCAGGAUACAGAGAGACUGUGUAAGCAGUUGAGCACAAUCACAAGUAGGAUCAUCAUAUCUCCCUUCACUGUCUCCUACUACACCUACCAGUGCUAUAACAGCACGGGUUGGAUUGGACUCCUCAGUAUCUUUGGCUACUUUGUACUUGGCACCAUUGUCAACAAGAUCCUGAUGGGGCCCAUUGUGUCAACUCUCAUUGAACAAGAAAAGCUGGAAGGAGACUUCAGAUUCAAGCACAUGCAGAUUCGCAUGAAUGCAGAAUCAGUAGCCUUCUACAGAGCAGGAAAGGUGGAACACAUGCGGACAGAUUGGAGACUGCACAACCUCUUACACACUCAGAAGAAUCUGAUGAACAGAGAGCUCUGGCUCUAUAUGGGAGUGAACAUUUUCGACUAUCUGGGAAGCAUCCUCAGCUAUAUUGUCAUAGCCAUCCCCAUCUUUGUGGGCGUGUAUGACGGGAUGACCCCAGGCGAGCUCAGUGCUCUAGUCAGCAAGAAUGCCUUUGUCUGCAUAUACCUGAUUAACUGUUUCACCCAACUCAUAGACCUCUCCACCACCAUCUCAGAUAUUGCAGGAUACACACACAGGAUUGGAGAACUAAGGGAAGUGAUGAAUGAUAUUGGCAGGAAACAGUGUGAUUAUGACCUUAUACUGAGGGAUACAAGUGAUUUUGACAGCCACAGGGAUAUGGGGAGCAGUGACACUGCCUUUGUGCUGGAUGGACUGUCCUUUAAGUCUCCAGUCUCAAAUGAGCUGCUGGUCAAAGACCUGAGCCUCAGGAUCUACCAGGGUACCCACCUGCUUCUGGUGGGCAACACCGGCACGGGGAAGACCUCACUCCUCAGGGUCCUCAACCACCUGUGGGAACCUUCAGGCGGUUCUUUUGAGAUGACCACGUGUUUCGGGCCGAGAGGCGUCCUCUUCCUACCCCAGAAGCCUUAUCUAACUGAUGGUUCCCUCCGUGAACAGGUGAUCUACCCUUUGAAGGACAUAUAUCCAGCAGCAGGCUCUGUUGAUGAUGAGAGAAUUCUGCAAUACCUGGAACUGGCUGGCGUGUCCAGUCUGCUAAAGAGAACAGGCGGGCUGGAUGAGAAAGUGAACUGGAACUGGUAUGAUGUUUUAUCACCAGGAGAGAUGCAGAGACUAUGUUUUGCUAGGUUGUUCUACUUACAACCAAAAUAUGCAGUGUUAGAUGAAGUGAGCAGUGCUCUGAGUGAGGAAGCAGAGGACCAGCUGUACAGGGCAUGUAAGCAGCUGGGCAUGACCCUGAUCAGCCUGGGCCAUCGCAGCACUCUACACAAGUAUCAUGAUGUCAUGCUUCAACUGUGUGGAGAUGGUCGUUGGGAACUCACCAAGUUAAAAAUGGACUGAAUAUCCAGAAUGACUCAGCCAGAAUGAAGGAUAUUUCAUCACGUUAGAUGAAAUGCUUUGUUGGAGCAGUCUGAAGCCUGAUGUUUUCAGCAUGUUAUCUGCUAAUAUAUUUUUACUUAUGAUUACUUGCAGUGUAUCACUUUGCAAAUCGAUUUUUCUAUUUAAUAAAAUCAAGACGACCCAAGUAAGGCUCAUGUUUCCAAGUGUGCAAAUAAAAAUGUCAUUGAAAACCUGGAGAAGACAGAAAAAAAAAUUGUGUACUGUUUUGAACUAAUCCUUAUGAAACUUUCAUAAUUACUUUUAGGGACUACUCAGUAAACUAAAUAGAUAGGUGCAUACAUACAUAGUUUUUAAGUAAUAAUAACAAAUGCUUUGUUGGCUUAGCAAAAAAAUCUUUAAAAUCUUAUGGACAAUAAAAACUUGGGUGAGCUGUGCUCUGGGUGGACUGGAUGUCAACAAAAUAGGUUGGAUAUAUACUGAGUAUUCUGGCUAAAUCUAAUAUUUUGAGAAUUUUUACAGUUUAUUUUAUAAUUUGCACCUUUUGUACCUUUUUUGUCUAAUGCUCAUUCUUAUUUAUCUACUGUAAAUUCCUAGAUUUCCCCAGGAAGAAUAAUAAAAAGCUAUCAUAUCUUA